Molecule: messenger RNA, 1149 nt
Organism: Lolium rigidum
Lineage: Eukaryota; Viridiplantae; Streptophyta; Magnoliopsida; Poales; Poaceae
Product: F-box/LRR-repeat protein At4g14103-like
Exons: 3
Coding region: 1-1149 (382 amino acids)
Molecular function (GO): protein binding
Source: RefSeq, a predicted model, not a curated record
AUGGCCACCCCUAGAGUCAAAGUGCGGAAAUGGCACAACGCCGAGCUGGAUGCCGGCGUCACACUCACACCACCGGCGAGCGAAUUCGGAGGAGGGCCCGAUCGGAUCAGCAACCUGCCCGUCGACGCUCUCCGCAGCAUCGUCUCGCUGCUCCCCACCAAGGACGGCGCCCGCACCCAGUCCGUGUCCACCCGGUGGCGCCACCUCUUCCGCUCCGCCCCGCUCAACCUCGACGUCGAGCUCCGCCGCGAGGACGAGCCAGCCCCAACCCCAUCCAGCCUCGUCCCCCGCAUCCUCGCCGACCACCAGGGGCCUUGCCGCCGGCUCUCCCUCACCUGGUACGGCUACAAGUGCGACAUUGUCCCCGCACUGCUGAACCGCUGGCUCCAGUCGCCAGCCCUCAACGGCCUCCCCGAGUUCCAUCUGCGGCACAACCGCACGGCAAACAGCGAGGAUGAGGACUUGUGGCGAGCGCAUUACACGCUGCCGCCGUCCGUCCUCCGGUUCGCGCCCACCCUCCGCAUCCUCAGCGUCAAGUGCGCCUGCCACAGGAUCCGCUUCCCCUGCGUGGCCGGCGGCGAUGUACAGUUCCCCCACCUCAAGCAGCUCACGUUUAAAGGUGUCAUCAUCUCGGAGGCCGACCUCCACGGCGUUCUUGCCGGAUGCCAUGUGCUGGAGAGCUUGGUGCUUAGUGAGCUGGAUGGCGUCUCUGGCGUUCGGAUCAGCUCCUCCACCCUAAGGAGCCUAGGUGUCUCCUCUGGUUUUGGACAUGAGCCAGAAGAAGUGUUGGAACAGGUGAUUGUUGAGGAUGCCCCGAACCUAGAAAAGUUCUUCCUAGAUGGAGCAGAGUACUGCCUAUCGAUUUGCGUCGUUUGGGCACCCAAACUGGAGUUCUUGGGUUCUCUGCCACGAGGUUUCACCACAGCCAAGCUCCAAGCAGCAUUUCUUCAGAGAACUGCUGCUGCCAGCUUGAUGAGUGUGAUGCGAACCGUCAAAGUUUUGGUUUUGCGCAUGUCACCUCCCAGUGUUGAUGACCUCAUUAACUUCGUCACAUUCUUUCCUUGCGUGGAGAAGUUAUAUGUUGUGUUAUCUCGGGACGGGGCAUUCAAAAGAAAACGGCAUCAUUUUCCACUCGGUUAUAUCAUUUAA